CCGAUACCCUGAGUCAGUUACCGCCUUUUAAACCUCGCCUCUGACCCAGAAAUAGAACCGAAGCCGACCCUCUUAGAAAGCGACGCUCGUCCAAGAAGUCGGCCUUGUGAGAGCAAGGAGGAGAGUUAAUAGCCAUUGAGGCCUUGGAUUCGAUCGAGAAACUGAGGACAUGAUCCUUGAAUCGGGGGAGAACGGAGGGGAAUCGAUGAUUGGAACCCUAGCGAGGAGUUUGGGAGGUGGAGGAGGAAUCGGAGGAGGCGGAGAGCUCCUGUGCCCACCGACGAAUUUCGCUAUGGUGGACCGGGGGAUCUAUAGGUCGGGAUUCCCGAAUUCGGACAAUCUUGGAUUCUUGGAUGCCUUGAAGCUGCGAUCCAUCGUGUACCUGUGCCCGGAGCCGUAUCCGGAGGUUAAUGCGGAGUUUGUGAAAUCGCGGGGGAUUCGGCUUUUCCAGUUCGGGAUCGAAGGAAGCAAG
Messenger RNA from Elaeis guineensis (African oil palm), 472 nucleotides. The record is from RefSeq and is a predicted model, not a curated record. NCBI's taxonomy places the organism in Eukaryota, Viridiplantae, Streptophyta, Magnoliopsida, Arecales, Arecaceae.